Messenger RNA from Alternaria ethzedia, 705 nucleotides. RefSeq lists its product as uncharacterized. NCBI's taxonomy places the organism in Eukaryota, Fungi, Ascomycota, Dothideomycetes, Pleosporales, Pleosporaceae. Gene Ontology annotation, molecular function: acyltransferase activity, transferring groups other than amino-acyl groups. The transcript is spliced from 2 exons. The record is from RefSeq and is a predicted model, not a curated record. The coding region runs from base 1 to 705 and encodes 234 amino acids.
AUGACCAUCCGCCCGGCAACACCGGCCGAUGAGCCUGCCAUGGCAUCUCUCCUGGCCAAAGCAUUCUUUGAUGAAUCGCUUUUUGGCCAGACCCUGCAUCCUCACCGUAAUCAGUACCCAGACGAUGUCAAGAUAUUCUGGUCCGAGUACCUGCGGGAGCACUGGAAGACACCCAGCGAAAUACUUUUUGUUGCAACAACGACGGUAGAUGGGAAAGAAAAAAUUGCUGGCGCAGCUAUCUGGAAUAGACAGGGUGAUGACGAGGGAAAGCGCAAGGUGGAGAGCGAGUGGGUUGAUGUCGGACCGGAUGCGUUCCAGCCUCUCCCCUCAACAACAAAUCGCGCUCUUGAUCCCACCAAUCGCAACAUCUUGGAGGAAACUAUGCCCUACUUCAAGCACCACUGGGAUGGCGACCGCAGAAACAACUGGUAUCUCGACAUCCUCGGUGUUCAUCCAGACUAUGCUGGCAAAUCGCUCGGGCGAGAACUGGUCAGCUGGGGGCUGGACCGCGCAAGAGAAGAAGACCUCCAUGCAAGUGUCGUGGCUAGCAAAGGGAACGAGCGCUUCUACCUACGCUGUGGAUAUGAUGAGAUAAUCGGAAACUGCACAGAAGGAGAGGGCAACCCGCUCAAGAAUGCCGGAGUUGAAGGUGGAGAUAUUCUCUUCAUGUUUCCGAAGCAGAAGCAGGAACAUGCUGCCUCGUAA